AUGGACUGCCCAGACAACACAUAUCCCUGCGACACAGAGCUAGUCCGUGAACUCCUAAAAGGCAAAAGACGCGCGCGCGAUAUCAAAGCAUGUUUCUCGUGCCGCAGCCGCAAAGUCCGGUGUGAUGGCAACACGCCCUGUUCCAGCUGCGUGAGGAGGAAUCAUGCAGAGUUGUGUUUCUCGGCGAGUCAUGCGGGUCGUGGACAGCGCGAUCAUCGUGAGUCGUCACUGUCACGACUUCAGGGUGUGCAGACUGUUCAGCAGUCUGUGGAGUAUUCUUUUCAAUCGACGAUUGAAUCCCCGCAGCCGUUGCUGGGGGAUCCAAGUGGUGGUGGUCUUGCAAGCGCCGGUUCCAAGAUUAUUCCCUCUUCAAUUGACCUGGAUGCAAUGAUCAGGCGUCUGGAUGCCAUGGGCGACCAAAUAGCUUCUAUGAAAGCCGAGCUGAUCCGGGCUCGCGAUCAAGGAAAUGGGGAUGGAAAUGGAAACGCAAACCAACCUCAAAAUCAAGGAGUACUUGUCAACGACAACUCACCUGCACCGAGUGAUAGCGACCGCUCCAACCAGCACCAGCAGCAACGGCGACAUGCGCUUCUGGCGAAAUCACCAGGGCAAUAUGUCAUUGAAGAGGUGACAGGGGCGACGAUAUUCCUAGGCGGGAAUUCAGAUCCACCCCCAACGCUGGGCUGUCGACAAGCAUCCGAUAUGCAGAUGGCAGGUGAUAACCUGCUGGAACGACUGGUCCCGCGGAUUUAUCCUUUUUCAAGCCUGUGGCGGCCUGAAGUCUCGUUUACAGAAGUCUGUCUCGCUCUCCCGGAAGAUUCAGAUAUCGUGCGAUACUGGGACGUUUACCAAAAAUUCGUCCACCCAUUCUAUCCCGCCCUGGUCACAAUGGAUCAAUUCAGCGAGUCCCUGUUCCCGUUUCUGGAGAAGCGACCGACCUUUCAAGAUGAUGCGGUGCUAAAAAGGGAGAUCGAUCCCUCGUGGCUGGCAUUGUUGUUUUCCGUGCUGGCGUGCGGUGUUCAGUUCUCCAGCGACCCGGCCAAAGAGAGAGAUUUGCGUUCGAAAGUAUUCAUAUGCUCCUCAUUCCAGUGUCUCAGGGCAACAAACUUCUUCAGUAACACCAACAUGAACCAAAUCCAAGCCAUGUCGCUGAUCAGCCAUUGUCUUCGGAAUAAUCUGGAUACGAACUGUUCGUGGAUUCUGAUGGGAGCCACGGUCCGUCUCGCGCAGAGCAUCGGUCUCCAUGAAGAAUCAGUCCCAGGUUCGUCCCUUCAUACUUCGUCAGUUGAGCAGUACCAGCGGAAACGACUGUGGUGGAUGCUCGUCUGGCAAGACUCCUUCCUAUCAUUCACCUACGACCGCCCCCUCAGCGCCGCCAACGUAGACUGCCGUAUUCCAUACACCACGAAUAGCAGCAGCAGCGACAGCAACAAGAAGGAAGGAAAUGAAAGUGGCUACUCGUUCGCCGAAUCAAUCUUCACCCUCUGCGAAAUCCUCCUCGACCGCGCCAGAGAUCUCUCCCUACACUCACAUAGACAUACACAGACACAUACAGAUGCAGACGCAGAUGAAAACGCAUACACCCAAACCGAAAUCCACUUCAAAUCCCGCAUGGAAUCAAUACUCGACUCCGCCGCCCCUUUCCUCCGUGAUAAGGCCCGCUGCCGGACGAUCCAAGAUCAUCUCGAGCGGCUCGCGUUGAAAGUUCACAUUGGGUACGCGAGUUGUCGACUCGGUCGGUUACUUUGUUUUGGUUCCCCUGCCACCACCACUACUACUACUUACAACAGUAACGACAGUGCCACUUAUACUAAUAGCGGUGAUAAUGGUGGAGAUGGGAUGCUAUCACGGGAAACCCAAAACUUACUCCUCCAUUCCACCGCCCAACGCGCAACAGAAGUUGUGGAAAGCUUCCUAGAUAUCCACCGUCUCUCGGCGAACGUAUGUCGAUCUUGGUCGUUGGUGCAUAAUGCCGUCAGUUGUGCGAUUAUACUUCAGAGGUUGGGGAGAGAUGAUUUUGCUAUGGAUUUUCAUCAUGCUCAGGUUCAUGCUGCUACUACUCCCUUUGGCUCUCUCGUCAGACGAUUACUAGCCGUCUUGGAAAAGGAAGGUGAGCAGUCGCGAUGGCAUGAUACUGAUGGGAAUGUGCGGAAUUUUGGGCCUUAUUCUCGGGCGAUUGAGGCGUUGAAGUGGGAUAUGGGGGUUUUGGGGGGGUGA
Monascus purpureus is the source of this 2217-nucleotide messenger RNA. The record is from the annotation of a GenBank genome assembly. Lineage: Eukaryota; Fungi; Ascomycota; Eurotiomycetes; Eurotiales; Aspergillaceae.